GGGAUACGGCCGUUACCAACGAGAAGAAUCCACAUCCUCCCUGACUUGGAUGUGAGAGAGACGGAGGAGAUGGAGACCUUCACCCAUCUUUAAACGAAGCAAACGAUCUUAGGCGUCCAGCCAAGAUGUGACUCUUACGGUGCGUCAUAAACAGGAUCCGUCCACAAAUUUCAGCAACAGUUUCUAUAGCAACAGAACUAUCAGAUAAUCUUUAAUAGUCCCAUUCCCAUGAUGCAGUCCUCCUCGCAGGCCGCAAAGCCGCGGCGUUUUGAUGCCAGUCGGCGGACAGCUAACUCAACUGGGUCCAAGCUUCGUGUCUCUAGUUUUCAGAGGGAAGAUAAAAACAUGAACACAAUCACCAAUUCGUCUCCACGGCGGGCUUCUAAAGCCCCCACUGCUUCUUCCAAGAGCAGGAUGGUUGCACAGCCAAAAGCUCCAGUAAUCCAGUCCAGACUGAGCUCUCAGAAACAAGGUUCCAUCAUCUCCAGAUCGCCUAAACCCAAACUGAAGAGCGCUCGCCCAUCUGUUGUGACCCAGAUCGCACCAGUAGUUGCUGCUCCUCCUCCUCCGCUCCCCUCCGCCCUCCCCCUGGAUCCAAACUGCAAUGAGCCCAGCCUCCCCUGCCUGUGCUGUGAUGGGCGCUCUCCUCAGGACAACAACAGCAUGUUCAACCACAACCAUAACAACAAUAACACCGUGUCCAUUAGGCAGCAGCUACAGCUGCCUCCUCCUCCUCCUGUGACUCAGGUGGCCCACAACACCGGGGCUAUGGUGGCCAAAGAAGCUGCUCCUGCGCAUGCGGAGCCCCCUGCCAAAUCUGCCGCCAAUGUGGAGAGCGAUGUAAAAAAAACAGACAAAAACAAAAACGUGGAGAACAAAAAAGUAGAUGAAGAAGAUGCAGAGGAAGGAAGAGGCAGAAAUGUUGCUAUUGAUGUAGAUGAGGAUGACGACGAGACAGAUAGUGAUGAUGAUGAGGAUGAUGACACACUGGUGCCGUCAUGCUGUGACUGCCCCCCAUCCCUCUUAGAAUUCUCUCUGUCCUCCUCCACCUCAUCGUCCUCCACUUCCAUCAGCUCCUGCUCCGACCUGGAGUCUGACUGUGCCGAUCAGUGCGCUUCCAUGGGCUCCUCUCAGGACCAGGACCACCUUUCUGCCACAUUAAACCCCAAAGACCAUCCACUCAUACAAUUCCCAGAGUUCAAACCUCCUUCGUCUCUUCCACUUAACAAUAAUCCCUUCUCCCUAAACUCCCGUUCAGCAGUUUCUUCUUGCUCCCCUGAUGAGGGCUAUCCCUCUGCACUUGACUCACCAUCUCCUGACUACUUGGGUGUAAAACGUGACUCUGAUGCUAACAAACUAGACUUGCUUGAUUUCUUAGAGUCUGUAGGGGAGUUUGGGAAAAUGGAGCGCUUCAGCCAGGUUAUCCAAGUUGCUCGCUGGGAUCUGGAAGGAGAGCAACACUGGGAUGUGCUGAGGGAUCGCCUUGAUCACCUCGAUCGUUUGGAAAAAGUGAACGGGGAGGUGAAGCUAGCUUAUGUUGCCAGACUUCAUGAGAAGGGGUUUGAUCUUGGAGAUCUGGAGGAACAGGACCUCUCUGACAUCAUGGAUGAAAUGGGGAACAUCGACAUUUCCUGGAAGCUCUCUAAAACCCGUGACGGAGCAAUGGGGGAAUCUCAGGAGUUUUCUGAUGCCGGGGUUGACCUCACCGCUCCGUCUGACUGCGAUGAUCCACUUGUUCCGGAAUCCCUCACCCCUUCCCCUAUGGAGCUGCCACCCAGACCCCCCAAACCUCCUGCCCGUCAUGCCAGCGUUAGCUCCGACCUCCACACCUACAUUAAUAUCAGUAGGGAGACCACUUCCAUAGCCGUCACCACCUCCCCCACCUUGUCCACUUUCUCCCCCAACUCCUCUUCCCCUACAUUUUCAACAUUUCGAUACGAGAAAUCACUCCCCCCAUCUCCGCCAUCCAUCCCUCCUCUCCCUGCCUCCAAACCGGUCCCUUACCUCACCCUCUAUACAACUCCUUCUCCACCUCCAUCCAUCCCCACACCAACCCCUCCCAUCCCUCCACCCCGAAAGCGACACCUCGCCAGAAAAGAGGCACAACGCCUUGCUGCUCUUCAAGCCGAGCAGGAAAUGACCCCCCUCUCCCUUCCACCUCCCACCACACGCCCUCCACCCUUGCCUCCUCCACCUGUCAUUUCAGUGAGCUGCUCCUCUACUCCACCCGCCAUACCACCUCCACCUGCACUGCCCCCUCCCCCCUCCUUCCACGCAUUGGAUGUUGAGAUCCAGAAGCUGCUAAUGCUGGCAGGACUAACCCAGGCCGAGCUCCUCAAACUCAGCCCUGAGCUCGGUGUCUGUGUCGGGGAGCUGGAGGAUGAGGAGGAAGCAGAUAAUCAUUUUACAUCCAGAUCUCCGGAGACCAGAGAGUUCAGAUUACAAGACGGGGUGGAAGAGAGAGAAAACGACACAGGCAAAGUGGAUGGAGAUGGGAAAGCAUCUGAAGAAAGCAAUAAAGAGGGGGAAGGCAAAGACAAACAAAGAACGACCUCGUUUUCGGAGAUUGCAAGAAGAAGAAAGAAGAACACUGCUUCGAUAAGUGACCAUUACUACAGCACAACUUUUAGUAAUUCGCAUGAAGCGAGGGUGAAUAAUUUCCCUUACCCAAAUGAGUUACCAAAUUCUCCACCACCUCCUCCACCUCCUCGCCCACUGCCUCCAAUCCCCCCGUCUUCAGCCCCCCUUAAAGUUAGCACUUUGCUUGCUAACUCAGAGCAACCUGAGUGCUUUGAUUGGCUUAUAGCAUUCACACCCGAAUGUGAAACCCCCCCACAGAUUACAGAACUGGAGAAGAACAAAUCCACCUCUGAAAUCCCCAAGAAGCUCUCUUCAUCAAGUUCAUCUUCAGACUCUGGUCCAAAGGUCACUACAUUUAAAGAGCUUCGUUUCCGCAAUAAGAACACCUCCCCUCCGACGAAGGUGAUCACCGAUCCUGAGCCCGACCCCACCGUUAUUACCCCUGACCCUGAUAUACUCUACAACUUGAGGUGGAGGAGAGAGAAGGCAGGCAGCGAUGGCAGCCAGUGGGAGUACACAUCACAGGCCCAGACUCUCUUCAUGCAGCCGCCCCCAGCCCUCACCUCCAUGGCUGCCCUGAAGGAGAUGCUGCAGAGAGCUGACAAGGAGGGUGGGCAGUUGGAGCUGUGUCCGACACAGAAGAUCGGCUGCUCAGGCAGCGACAGUAGCCUGUGGAACGUCGGCCAAGAAAGAGAGACUGGGGAACUUCAGCAAGAGAUGAAGGAAAGGAAGAUAGAGGAAGGAAAGGAGAAAGUGGAGGUGAGAGGCCGGGCCGAUGGAGGGAGAACUUAUGAAUCAAGUACAACUGUUUCCUCGCCCCCACUGUGCCUUGCGCGAUCCUCCCAACCCUACUUCCUGCACUCCACCCUCCCUCCCCAUCCCCCAGACCCCCGUAGCUCCCAGCUCCUUGCAGAUCCAUGGUCCUCCAGUGAACAGUGGAGUCCUGCUGCUGCAGGCUCACCUUGUAUCCACAGAGACGACUCCAGCUCUCUUGUGGGCUCUGGAUUUAAGGAUUCCCUGGCUGGUUAUGGUGCAGACUCUCCUGAUUACUACAGAGACAUUUUCAGUGAAAACUCACAGUCAGCUUAUAAAUACGUCAGUGAUCCCAAAACAAACACAGAGGACUUGGAUUGGAAGUGUAAUUUUGACUCACUUUACAGCAGAGACUCUGAGAAGCAAAGCAACACCCACGCUUUGUUUAGUGGCACCUCCGGGGCGCAGGGAUGCACCACCCCGUAUAAGAACAUAGAAGUCAUGAUGACUUACUCUGACAGCAUCAAUGCUGAUUCUCUGUAUUCAGAGAGGCGCUCCCAUGCCGACGAAAGCAGUAUUAAGGCUAGAAUGUCCAAAGAGCUCCCCCCUCUCCCCACAUGCUACUUGUACCACCCUAAAAACUGCCCACUCCACCGGGGAGCGCCACCCCGCCUCUCACCCAUCGGCGCCCUAUCCCCUCCACAAAGAUCAGGAGCUCCCUCGCUCUCUUGCCUCAACUCCCCGCUCUUCCCGCGCUCACACACCCUCCCUGCCCUCGCUGCUCCCCUCUAUUACCCCAAUCUUUACCCCCCCAUCCCACCCAGUGCACCCCCCCUACCCCCUAAAUUCUACCAGGGUCCUCGGCAGCCACAUGUGUCGACCGUUCGCAGUGUCUCUUUCGCCGGCUCUGUACUGAAGACAGAUGAUCCCUGGAUGGGUGAGGAUGUGGAUCACCCAGUGAGGGGUCUCAGUCUGACCUCUCUAUGUCUCCAGGAGAAAAAAGCUCUGGUCAGUGGAGUUAGCGCUGCAGUGGAAGCCAUCUUGGCUCAGUUCAGUUCUUCUCGGACCGUAGUCCAGAAGGCCUUAUCAGGAGACAGCACUAUAAAUCCAUCUCUGGGCCGUCUGGUGCUGCAGUGCCUCUGCCCCGCCCUGCACAACUUGCUGACCGACGGCCUUAAACCUCAUCAGAGUGAUCUGAUUGCAGGCUGGAGGCCAAACUCAGCCUGGAGUCUGGUGCAGGCCACAACAAGGACAGGUCCCAAAACUCAAGCCUUAUUCAACCUCCAAAUCCGAGUUGGCGAGCUGCCACAGCUGAGACAGAGCAAACAGAGGUUCAAUGCAUUCCUUCUUGGUCUGCUAAACUCCAAGCUUCUUGAUUUCUGGCUGUCUCAUCUUCAGACUUGCUGCGAUGUGCUGGAGGCAUAUUACCACCCUACUUCCUUUAUGCGUCUGUCGCUGAGCUCCUGCAGGCCUCUGUUUGAGGAGCUGCUCCUCGUGCUGCAGCCCCUCAGCCUGCUCACCUUCAACCUGGACCUGCUUUUCCAGCACCAUCAUUUGGAGGCAGAUGAUCACAGGCCUGAGAUGCUCAGGUCUCCCCAACAGGAAGCUGGGCUCCAGCAGUCACCGACUGGCCAACAGAAAACUACAGCUGGUGGAUAUAUAGAAACCCUCUCAGAAGUGACUUUUGGAAGUCCAGAACAUUCAGAAAAUACAAAUUCUUCGCCGAUUUCUAACGGGAGAUCAGAGUCAUCAUUGGGUACCGAUUCUGAACCUGUGAAAGCUUCAGUGAGUUUUGGACAAACAAGUCCUCAACUGUUGUGGGUCCAGGAAAAGGAAAUUGAAACUUUACCCCUUCCUAAUGUUGAGGAGGAUAGCUUUACUCAUCAAGCAGGACAGGUAAUACAGCAGGGCUGGGGAGCUGUGGUGCGCUGGGGUGGUCGGCUGAGCCAGAACCUGGCUGAUUUUAGCCUUUCUGCUGUGAAGAAGGAGGAGACAAAAGCCAGUAAUGCUGAUGUCCAGGACCUGGCAGGGAGUGACUCCUCCUCUGUCAGUGGAACUCAGGUUCCCUGGAAUCUGGGCCGACUCUUUGGAGCUUCCAGAAGCCCACACAGCCCUACGGGUCACAUGCCACCAACCAGGCGUCCUUCUCAGUGGUUUGCUCCUGGUGUCACGGCUCUGACCCGAAUGGUGAGCAGCAGUUCCAGCCCAACGCUACGAGGAACCAGUGAAUGUCAUGAAGGAAGGGACACGGAAUCAGAGAAAAAAACAGACAGCACGGAGAUGAUGGAAAGACCCAGACAAUACAGGUCUGUUCGAACGCUGUGUGACCACUCUGGAACCGGUUCGGAGCUCAGCUUCUGCAAAGGAGAAGAGCUGGUGGUGCUGGGAGGCGUCGAUCAGGAUUGGAUUCGAUGUCGUCAGGGAGACAAGGAGGGGCUGGUACCUAUUGGCUACACCUCCCUCAUCAUGUGACGUCGACACUAACUGCUGCACUAAAAUCAAUAUAAUAUUUAAUAUAUGAAUUUAAAAUAUAUAAAAUUUAAAGAUAUUUUAAGUGAGUAUCGAGGGGUUAUGGGAAAGCCGCACUACUCCGAAAGGGAUAUUUUUGGUGGGAUUGAGUUCAGAGCAUGAUGCCAUCUGCUCUGUUUUACUUUUAUCAUCAGUAGUCUCCAGCUUUCUCCUGUUGUGAACAUAUGGGGACUUUUUCCCCCCAUUAAAACUCAUCCUGUUUGAUAGCUAAUGGGUUUAAGGAGGAGAAACACAACAGAUGGCAUGAAGUAAUGACUCAACUCAAAUCAUAAUGAUAUUUGACUGAAAUAUCCCUUUUGAUGCCUUUCUUUCCAUUCUGCUGCUGGUCUGACGCUAAUGGCAGGGGGACCCAGUCUGUUUCACAGCUGCAGAUCAGGAAAUGAAGAAAGAGUGCUAGAGUAUUGCACCGCAGCUCCUGUUUGUAUCAAUGUGGUGAAUUGUAGCCGUAGUCUGUGUUCCCUUAUCACCCUCUCAUCAUUGGCUCUGGUUUGUGUGUUUCAGCGGUUCUAGUAGACUGUAUAAAUAUAUAUAAAUUAUAAUAAAUCCAUGUCUAUAGCUAUAUAAAUUAAGAACGAUUUUACCUAGAUAGAAAGAUAGGUGACCAAGAUUAAAUGGUGAAACAGUGAAGACUGUGAUGUUAUUGUGUGUCUGACUGAUUAUCAGAAUAAAUAACGGAUCCAUCUUCACCAGUAUAACUCCCCUCAUUCACUCUGUGGAUUUCCUGCAAAGUGAAUUCUUUAUUUUAUUACAAAUCCAGCAUCUUCCUCUGUGUGUAUUUUGUGUUGCUGUUGUUUUGCCAUACUUUAAGGCAGCGGUCCCCAACCUUUUCUGCACCACGGACCGCUAUGUGUCAGACAAUAUUUGCACGGACCGGUCGGGGGGGUACGAUCAAGUAAAAUGAUACGAUUGGUAUAAAAUCAAAUAAAAACAGCAUAAAAAUAAAACAGCAAGCCAGUCCCAUCUAGGCAUAAUCAGAGACAAUGACACACAAAGUGUGCUCCUGAUGUCCAGUCUGCUCCUUAGCUUUGUUUUGGUCGC
This is a messenger RNA of Cyprinodon tularosa, 6900 nucleotides long. RefSeq names its product RUN and SH3 domain containing 1 (gene rusc1). The coding region runs from base 229 to 5805 and encodes 1858 amino acids. Lineage: Eukaryota; Metazoa; Chordata; Actinopteri; Cyprinodontiformes; Cyprinodontidae. The transcript has 12 exons. Gene Ontology annotation, molecular function: protein binding. Gene Ontology annotation, cellular component: cytoplasmic vesicle. The record is from RefSeq and is a predicted model, not a curated record.